CGCCUACAUGCUGCUCGCGGUUCGCUCUUUGCUGACUCGUCGUCGUAUUUCCCCCCGUGUGUGAUGAUGGAGGGACGCUGCUCGGCACACACGCACAGCCAUCCCCGUCAUCGCGAAUCGCACACGGCCGUGAAAACUAAUGACAUUUGGAUUGUACCCUUUCUCCUAUUCUCUUGCGUGGCCCGACCCGCGCCCCAGUCCCCUUGCUGCUCUCAGUCGCCCUUGGUCUCUUGUUAAAAAUUGUGUGCUGGCUGCUUCCUGCACAAAGUGUAGCGAAGAAGGUCGCCUGCGUGGUCCGUGCACUGUAAUCCAUCUCAUCUGCAGCACCCACGGGCCUUGCAGCUCGACCACCUCCCUUUCCCCUCGCCAUCCCCAUCCCCAGCCCACCCGUCGUUUCGGCAGGCGGGCCCUCAGACUGCACAGAGUCUCUCCGUCCCCCCUCGUGCUCUUCUUUGGACUUCUUGCCUACACAGUACCUGGUGGCUGGGUUUGUGCUUCUGGUUGCCUCGCUUCUCAACAAACUCGUGCGUGGUGCAAAAGGCACACACGUCAGAACAAACGCAACAGAGCAAAGCCGAUGCUGACGUGCACACUGUAAAAAGCCAAGCCGGAGCGCAAACACGCACGCCCUCUCGCAAGCUGAGCAAACGUCAUUGAAGAACGCGCCCGGCAAACACCACAAUCGCCACACAGACGCUCGAUCCAGCGCCUCGUCAGCUUUUCUGCACCGUUCGCAAGCGGCAAACAAACACAACGCACGUCAAGCCUUGAGGACCGAGGUUCGGCGACGAACGGUACAUGGUAUUCUGCCUACCUCAUCCGACAUGUCUGCCACGCACCAAGCUUCGUGAGUACAUGCACCGCGAGCCUCGGUAUCUUGCGGCGGUGGCGGAGGCUGCCUGCUCGCUUUGU
Tilletiaria anomala UBC 951 is the source of this 912-nucleotide messenger RNA. RefSeq lists its product as uncharacterized. The coding region runs from base 140 to 598 and encodes 152 amino acids. The record is from RefSeq and is a predicted model, not a curated record. The transcript has a single exon. Lineage: Eukaryota; Fungi; Basidiomycota; Exobasidiomycetes; Georgefischeriales; Tilletiariaceae.